CCAAGUUAGUGAAAAUGUGCUCAUCAUAAUUCCUUUUUUACAAAGGGACAAAAACUCUGUGUUUUAUGUAUGUGUUAGCAGAGUUUCUUCUGGGAUUGGAAGAGUGGGGAAGAUUUUACAUCUUUAUUUCAUUCAGUUUUAUAUGUUUUUAAUAUUAUUUAAUUAACAAAUAAAGUAAAGGCCAAGGAGGAAAAUUGAAUUUUUUUUUUUCAUCCUAGUUUAUGCCCAUACACAAACAUUGAGCUAAAAUCUGUCUGGUCAAGGACAAUUAGAUGUUCAACACAACGCUGAAUUUUAUUUGUUGGUUAUUGAUUGGUGUAGUUUGUCAUAGACUUUUAAUGACUAGGUCAGAUAAGGCAAACUAUGAUUUUCCAUGGCUCAGUUACCUCUUUUGUAAAACAGGGAUAACGUUUUCACAGGGAUAACGCAUCUGUGAGAUAGUGUAAGGAUUGAAAAGCCCAAGUAGGAGAGACAUAAUAGGUUUGCUUCCCUGUAAAGGCAUCUUUGUUACCUGAGGGUCUUAGGCACCUUGGAGGUAUUGCCAUAAUGUAAUAAGCUGCUUUCUAAAGAAAUAGGCCAGAGUUUGUACAGUCAAGUAGGCAUCUUGUCUUUAUCCAUGGUGUUUCAAAAUAUUUUGUUCAAAAUAUUUUGGGAACCCCUUUUUCGAAGCUGCCUUUUGGUCAUUACUCAGAAGUGACACACUCAAAGCAGGUUUGGUUUUUGGAGACAUCCAAAGAUCAUUUGGAGUCAAAUUUGAUUAAUAAGGUAGAGAUCAAACUCUACAAUACAGUUUUUGUCUUUUAAGCUAGAUUAAGUUAGAGCUGUGCUUUGAAGGGUAGAUUUAUUUCUGCAGGAGACAGAUGAGACCUGACUGCCCCAAGUGGCUCAUAAUUGCUUAGGAUUGGGGACGGAUAAUUAAGCAUCAUUGUAAUACAAUGUGAUAAGGAAGAUGACAAAAAAUGUGUGUUAGUUGAGAAGACAUUUUAAAGAGAAAGAUGAGCAAGAAAAAUAUCACAAGGCGUACUUCUCUAUGACCAUUCACGUAGAAAUUCAGAAAUCAAAAGCCCAAAUCCUACGUCUGCUAUCCACCACUGAAGCUACAUAUUAAAACAUUUUAUCGCACCCGUAGACACAUUUGGGAGAUACUGUCCAUUAGGAAACUGAUGAGGUUGGCAACAGAAAUUUAUCAUUAGACUUUUGCUGAGUGCCCUCCCUUCUGGCCAAACCACUGCAAUAGCACAGGCACCUGGUGAGUUAUUGUUCUUAACCAGGUGAUAUAUCACAAUUCUCUUAUCCUAAUUGUGAUCAUUAUUCUGUGAAAAUGAUUUUAAUAAGCAUCACAUUCUGAAGGAAAAAAUGGUAGGUAUGUUACUAUGAAAUUUAAGACCUAUUUUGGGUGAAUUAUAAAGGAGGUAUCAAGGUCAAUUCUACAGGGUUGUUUCAAAAAUGUGUGAAGCACUGAGAUAAUACAUGUUGCCUUCAAAACAUGGGUAUCCAGAGGCUAAUACACACUUGCCUAUAAAAGUACCAGCAUAUUCUUAAAAACCUGUCUUGUUAAAUGUCAUCAUUUCUGGACCCUAGGGACAUUUGCCCACAGAUGACAUGCCUGUUGGGUAGCAGAGACCUCAAUUUGCAUAGUGUUAGAAUGGCUUUAACUUUCAUGCCUAAGUACUUAAUCUGUUUCACAGAAGGCUGACUUGUUUUGUCUUCUUCUUUUGCAAAAGCAGAUGACAUGGGAAAAAUACAAAAACAAAGACAACUGGAAACUCCUGUAGAAUCGUCCUCUUGCCCAAGGAAAAAGGGCUGGCACACCCCCAUGUCGCCUGACCAGUUCCUCCUGACCGUCAAUGCCCUGCAGCAGGCCCACAAUUCGGGGACAUUUGCCUAUCCCAGGAGGCCCCAAACCCAAGUCAUUGAUGCCUGGGGACCUUCGAUCUCCCACCCAAGGAAGGUCCUGAGUUUCAAAGGAAAAUCACUCCAGCCUGCAGUUGAUGGGUUGAGGCUCAUCAACUCCACCACAGUAGUGAAACAAACCACCAUUCCGCUUGAAAUCCAGAAACUGCAGCCCAACCUGAAGAAUUCUUUGCACAGUCCCAGAGUCCAGUCCACCAUACCCCAGCCCACGAUCAUCCGCUCCAGGCUCUCGGGCAGCUUCAAAGGUGAAGAAGGAGUGACCAGUUCUCUUGAAGGGGCAGCACGCACUGCUGGCCACCUGACCAGCAUGCACGUCAUCAGACCCAACCGCAUGGUCGCUCCGAGAGUGGGCACCACGACUCUGUGUCUCAAGAAAGAACGGCCUCGCUUCUACACAGCUCUCGAUCCCUUUAGAAUGAACACAGGGUUCAUGUUGUUGACCGUGAAGGAGGAGAAAGAGUACGGGGAAGCCAAGAUGAAGGAGUAUCAGGCCAGGGAGUCCACCAGGGUAGCUGAUCCAGAAAAAGCCAGAAAAACUGCAUGGCUCAGGAAGAUCAAAGGCCUGCCUAUAGAUAAUUUCAUAAAGCAAGGGAAAAUAGCGGCUCCUGAACUUGGGCAAAACACAUUUAUCUGAACCAGGCUUGGGAAAUUACACUGUCUUACAAUAAACAUAAAACCAAGUGGGUGUUGGGGUUUGGCCUUUUGCUUUGUCUGGACUGUUCCCUAGAAAUUAUUCUGAGAAUUCCUAAUUAUUUUUCUAUGAGCCUAAGAAUUGAAAUUAUCAAAGUGAGAAAACAGAAAGAGGCUGGGAGAGACUGGCAUCUGUACAUCCAUGGAAAACCAUUCAAUGAAACUGAGGGGGCAGAAGGGGGAGGAAGAGGUGAUCAUCAGAAAUGAGAUACCUCCCAUCAAUGACCCAUUUAGUGCUAUCAUUCUUUUCCAGCAAAUCAAGUGACAGGCUUAUAUCAGAGUUAUGCACUGGUGUGCCCUAGUAUUUUUGCAUGGAAUUUUGAUGAAGCUUGGUGAGUUCAGUUAAGAAUCUACAAGAGAAGGCCUCAAUGGGUUUGAGCGAUUGUAUUUGAGAAAGUUUUGUGUUCUUUUCUUUCUCAGGGGUCUCUCCUAUGGAAGAGAACUGAACAUAUUCAUCCUCUUUACACAAAAGGCCACUAACAGUGAGUGCACUGAGGUUUCUAUUUAAGCCUUUAGAGGAGUGUUGUCAGGGACCUGGUAGGUAAUUUACGAGAGUGAAGCCUGCACUGGGGCUGUGGCCCAUUGGAGAGUCUGCAUGCCACCCCGAGGGAGGAUAGCUCCCACUCAGGGGCUCAGCAUUGCCAGGUCUUCUGCUUCUUCAAGCGAAGCCAGAAACUCUGGUUUGCCUGUGACAUACCGUGAUAUUUUAAAGGGUAAUACUGAAUUUAAAUACAAUGCAAAUAAAAAACAAAAAUAUAUUAGAACAAAAAACCAAAACUACAACACUGGGUGUCUGGGCCCCAGAAGCCAGGGCGUGGUCAGCCUAGGUCCACAGCCCAUUUAUUCCCAACCUCGGCUCCUCCCAAGUGCAGGGAUGCAAUUGCCUUGCCAAGACCUCGC
Molecule: messenger RNA, 3504 nt
Organism: Loxodonta africana (African savanna elephant)
Lineage: Eukaryota; Metazoa; Chordata; Mammalia; Proboscidea; Elephantidae
Product: F-box/WD repeat-containing protein 10-like
Exons: 1
Coding region: 1733-2548 (271 amino acids)
Source: RefSeq, a predicted model, not a curated record